Zea mays is the source of this 593-nucleotide messenger RNA. RefSeq lists its product as uncharacterized. The record is from RefSeq and is marked validated. NCBI's taxonomy places the organism in Eukaryota, Viridiplantae, Streptophyta, Magnoliopsida, Poales, Poaceae. The coding region runs from base 146 to 382 and encodes 78 amino acids. The transcript has 3 exons.
GCCUUCCUUAUAAACGACAAGACCAAACUAGCAAGAGCAGCAGCGUUCAGAGUUUGGAAAAUUCAGACUUGAGCUAGAACCAGAGGAACACCAAACACGCACGCGCCCACCCCCCGAAACGGAGAGAACUGACCCCGCAGAGAAGAUGGCCGGCGAGAUGAGCUGGGUGGGCAAGAAGAUCCACCUCUACAACGUCACCAUGGGCCUCUACAUGCUCGAUUGGUGGGAGCGGUGCCUAUUCAACAUAUUGGUGCUGAUCCUGCUCUGGUUCGUCUGCUUCAAUGGCUCCCGCUUCGCUUCCGACGUCUUCGAAAGCCACCUGAAGGCGCGGAUUUUCCAAGGCUCAAAUUACGGCCUGGCAAUUGGCACGCCCUCCUCAUAGGCCUUCAGCGCAACACACAGAAGCAGCGAAAUCUGCUGGUUCUGGAAUGUUAACUAGUUCCCACAAACUUUAGCGCUGUCGUGAUGUGUAUGAUGUGGUUCCAAUAUGUAAGAUUUUUUUUACAGUUAUUCUCUUUAUUUUCUUGUUUUGUGUUUGAUUACACGAUAUCACACCCUGAACUCUACUGUAAUUAAAAACCAUUUUCUUGGUA